AUGGCAGCGGCAGAAAGAAGGCGGCUUUGCCAGCAACGGCGUGGAGCUGGCUGCAAGCGGGAAGAUAUCAAAAGUCACGGCUGCACCGGGGAGCAAAACGGGAAGAAGUGGUCUGUCUUUGGGGAUGCAGUGGAUUUCUGGGAUUCUUCCUUAAACCACAGAGGAACGGGAGCGAGGUUAUCCCACCCUGCAAAAGACUCUGCUCUCAGCACUGCCCAAGCAGACAGUUUAAUGUCUACCCAGUGUUUUGCAAGUAGCACAAACCACUGCUCAUGUGAAAUUGAGCUGUCAAUAGGAAAUGACAGGCUGUGGUUCGUGAAUCCUAUUUUUAUAGAAGAGUGCAGUAGCCUUUUUCCUCCAGAUGUACCCUCUCCUGAAAGCCAUGCUGUGAGCACCAAUCUUCCCCCUGCCACCACGCUCACUGAAAGGACAUCUCCCCGCCGCCCCCCUCCACCUCCACCUUCUCACGCCCUCGUUCAGAAAUCUGUGAAGCUGGGGCAGGAUCCCAUGACUGCCUGUGAAGAAAACGAGCUGCUUCUUCAGCCACUAGGAAAGAGCAUCAAGGAAAUUAAAAUCGAGGGUGGUGACAAUGAUGAAGAAGAAGGGAAGCAGAGCUGCUCAGUCAACAAGCCCUCAGCAGUGAGCCCCAAGAAGGGCUCCCAGCCCUCUGUCCUCCCACGGAGGCGGCUGUGUGAGAGAACCUCAGUGGAGAGAUGUGUGGGUAAGCCUGGAAGUUGUGAAAUGCUGAAAGGGGAACGGACGGAAUUAAAACAAGACACAAGUACAGAGAGCAGAGACAAAAGGUCGCUGUGCAAAGAGGCUGUAGAAAUGCCUGGGGAGAUUUCUGAAAGGGCUGUAUUGCAGUUUCAGGAGACAAAGCCCGAACCUGAAGAGAAGAAGGAGGACAUCCCUGAGAUACAAAGCAAUGCCAUUGAGAAAAGAAAGGCACCUCCUAUCCCACCACCAAGAAGGAAGAGGCUUUCCCAGGUACCAAGGAUCCCCAACUCCUGCCAGUCGAAGCAAAAAACAGUAGCAGGGACAGCAACGCCACCAGCUUUGUGCAAGAACAGCUCAGCUGCAGUGGCAGGUGGUGCCACUUGCACACACACCAAGGCUGACCGAGGACAUGGCCGCAAAUCCAUCAUCUCAGCUGAACUGAAAGGUUCGCACUCCUUGCUGGAAAGCCUGGGAGGCAGUGCCGUGGCUCAGGCAUCAGCAUCCGAGCCAGACUCCUACUCCACCAGCAGCACAGAGGAUGACCUGGACAUGCUGAGUAGUUCAUUCGGUAAAAAGACACACUCCGUGAUCUUGGGCAAAGCCAAGAACAGGCUGUCCUUUGUAAGCCUAUCCAAUGUCUUCACAGUUUUUUUGUCUAGUGACAGGAAGCUGCAGAAGAAGAUAGUGGAGCUGGCACAGGACAAGGAUUCGUACUUUGGCAACCUGGUGAGGGACUACAGAAUUUAUAGUUUAGAGAUGAUGGCAAAGCAGAGCUCCAGCACAGAGAUGCUACAAGAAAUCCGAAUGAUGAUGACGCAGCUGAAGAGUUAUUUAGUGCAGAGCACCGAGCUGAAAUCACUGAUAGACCCAGCCUGCUACAGCGAGGAACAGUUAGAAGUGAUUGCUGAGACGGCUUUGUACAAAUGUGUCCUGAAGCCUUUAAAAGAAGCCAUUGAUUCUUACUUAAAAGAAAUCCACAGCAAAGAUGGAUCUCUACAGCAGCUGAAAGAGAACCAACUUGUGAUACAAAACACAACUACCACUGACUUAGGUGUCACAACCAGUGUGCCUGAAACUGUUGUGCUGGAAAAGAUCCUUCACAAGUUCACGAACAUGCACAAGGCCUACUCCCCAGAAAAGAAGAUUGCCAUCUUGCUGAAGUCCUGCAAACUCAUCUAUGAUUCCAUGGCUCAGGGACACCCAGGGAAGCCGUAUGGUGCCGAUGAUUUCCUCCCCGUGCUCAUGUAUGUGUUGGCCCGCAGCAACCUGACUGAAGUGCUUCUGAAUGUGGAGUAUAUGAUGGAGCUCAUGGACCCUGCUCUGCAGCUGGGGGAAG
This is a messenger RNA of Eurypyga helias (sunbittern), 2053 nucleotides long. RefSeq names its product ras and Rab interactor 3-like. Gene Ontology annotation, biological process: vesicle-mediated transport. The annotation marks the transcript as partial. NCBI's taxonomy places the organism in Eukaryota, Metazoa, Chordata, Aves, Eurypygiformes, Eurypygidae. Gene Ontology annotation, molecular function: guanyl-nucleotide exchange factor activity; small GTPase binding. The transcript is spliced from 4 exons. The record is from RefSeq and is a predicted model, not a curated record. Gene Ontology annotation, cellular component: cytosol; endocytic vesicle.